Molecule: messenger RNA, 1943 nt
Organism: Cyclopterus lumpus (lumpfish)
Lineage: Eukaryota; Metazoa; Chordata; Actinopteri; Perciformes; Cyclopteridae
Gene: fxyd5
Product: FXYD domain containing ion transport regulator 5
Exons: 10
Coding region: 210-827 (205 amino acids)
Biological process (GO): regulation of sodium ion transmembrane transporter activity
Cellular component (GO): membrane
Molecular function (GO): sodium channel regulator activity
Source: RefSeq, a predicted model, not a curated record
AGGAAGAGAAGCGGCAGAGCUGAGUGACUGAGCAGCGAGGGAGGGUGAAACACUGCCACAGGAGGAGGCCAUGCCAUGAGACAGAGAGUGGGUGAGCGAGAGACUGAAACACAGUUCAGACAAGUGGAUGAGGAAGUCGUGAUGGUGAGCACAUGGGUGUGGCUGGUUAGCAGCCUUUCAGAAGUGACACACAGAGGAAAGCACCGCGGAUGAAUCUUUGGACUCGGGCACCUCACAGGAUGGAUACCAAGAUGUAUUUUACCCACUUGGCCUUCUUCCUGUUAGUCAUGUUUAAAGUGUCGAAGGCUCUCACUCCCACAGCCGCAGAUCAAAUGCAGUCUCUGAGCAGCAAUACGGCAAACUCAACGACGAUGCCUACUGCUCCGACUCCUACUGGAAGAAGAGUGGAAAACAGAGUCACCAGAGACGCUGACUCCUCGCCGGAAAUCUUGCCUUCUGAACGAACCACAAACAAGAACAGUAGCACCAGCUACCGAGCCGAUGUCCACACCACCCCAUCACAAAUGAAGAAUUCCACAGCUGCCGAUGAGGGGACAACCAAACCAAAAACCAAGUUCCCACCCACUCCAGCAUCCACAGUGACAUCCUCCUCAUCCAUAACUGUGAAAACCACCAAAAAUGAAGCUCAUCGCAUUGUUGCCUGGGAUCCAAAGUGGGAUGAAGAUUUCAACUACGAUUAUAAGUCCCUCCGCAUUGCUGGACUGUCCAUUGCAGCAGUGCUUUUCAUUGUGGGCAUUAUGGUCAUUGGCUGUGGCAGGGCCUGUCGGCUGUCCAGAUGUCACCAAAGGCCACCAAAAUCACAUUGAGUGGUCCAAGGAUACGGAGAGGGAGCAUAUGUACAGGAGUCCAUCAGGAGAAAACAAUUAAAACCUGGCACCAUGUGUGUGUGUAUGUAGUUGACUGUAUGCUGCUUGGUGUCAUAGAAUAAUACUCAAUAAACAUAGAAAACAUGAAUCAUUCUGACAAGUGAAAGAAGUGAAACCAUCACCCGCUUAAUCUUCAUCUAAUAUCAUUUUUAUACUUGCAAAACUGCAGUGAAAAAGGGAUUACUUGUCUUUGCAAAUAAUGAGAUGAUUCAUAUUUUAUAUAUUCACACCUUCAACCAUGAAGCGGGCUUGUUUCUAAUGACCCUUUAUCUUAUAACUGAUAACACAGCCAUUGGCAGUGUCUCACAGCCAGGAUUAUUAUUAAAGGUCGUAAAGAAUAACUCCAUAACAUCCUGUACUUGACAAUCUCGCACAGCACUGAGACUGAAGCUGGGUCACUUCCCCCUCCUGAUAGAUACUUCACGCACUUUACCCUUUCAAUCUCAACAAAAACGUGAUGUUUAGUAAGGGGUGUCUAAGCCUCUUAGUGGCUCUAUGCUUGUAAGUGAGUAAAGCCCCAGAUUAAACAAGAUCCACUGGCGCAUUAUCAUUACAUCCAUAUGGCAUAAAACGGUGCAGACAAUAAACCGGGGGAAAAACAAGCAUAUUUUAUAACAGAUUUAAUGUCAAAAGCAACACAGAGUUCAGGAUAGUUAUAUGAUAUACAAUAGUAUGAACUGUUCCAAUUGCUACGAGAACAAAAUCAAAGAGAGAGUAUAUGUGAAAACAGAAUUGAUUUAUGAUUUGAUAUGACUGAAAUUGUUUUCUCAUGAGCUAGAUCGUUAUAUAUUAUAUACUAAUUAUAUAAUAACACUAAUGUAAAUGCCAUUGGCAAACAUAAUACAUACAGUAUGGGUUCAUCUGGAUACACAAGUGCAUACACAAACGUGUAUUCAACAUUAAGUCCAAAUUAAAAAGAAAUGUGCUGCAAAAUGACACAAAUACAAAUAUUUUACAUAAUAAAGCUUUUAGAAAAUAACUGACUCCACCUGCCACAACAUGUUUUGCACAGAAUGUAUAAAUGAACAGUGGAGAGAAGACAUCACCCCUUAACAA